This is a messenger RNA of Mytilinidion resinicola, 225 nucleotides long. RefSeq names its product DUF1748-domain-containing protein. Bases 1 to 225 code for a protein of 74 amino acids. Gene Ontology annotation, cellular component: cytoplasm. NCBI's taxonomy places the organism in Eukaryota, Fungi, Ascomycota, Dothideomycetes, Mytilinidiales, Mytilinidiaceae. The transcript has 4 exons. The record is from RefSeq and is a predicted model, not a curated record.
AUGGUUCUCGGCCGCCUCACCCACUAUGCCUUUGACGCCAUAAUGAUCUCGGCCUUCCUCGCCGGAGUGAAGCGCUCCACUGGCCUAACCAUAAAAUCAGAGACCAUUUCUGAAUCGCCCAGCAUCAAAAAGUGGAUCGACAACUACCUCUGGGCCGGCGAAUGGGUUAUGGACCAGAGUGUCGCCGUCAUGGCGUCCACUUCAUACUUCGAGCGGAAGCGCUGA